GGAUAAGGCCGAGGGGUGGCUGUCCCCAGUGUCACAGCCCUGCCCCACCAGGACAAGCUGUUCUCUGCCAUAUUCUCUCCUUUAUCCUUGUUAAUCAUGUAAACAGGAGAGUGCCCAUGAUCAGUGGUUUGUUGGGAGAAGGGACAUGGAUAACAGCUUCCUCACAUCCCACUGCCUUUGACUUCCUCUCAACAGCACAAAUCCAACCUGUGGCACACUGGGAACUGUUGCCUUCCUCUUUCAAAGGCCAGUUUCUGAGCUGCCUGGUAACAGUGGCCAAAUUCCAGACAGCUGAGGUUUCCCCAGAGCCACUUGGGCUCCACACUCGGUGUGUGGGGAAUGUAACUCCAGCCCUUGUGGCAAGGUAGUCCCAGAUCCAUUCCAGGUGUGUGUGGACAUAUCAGUUGCCCCCAACCACUCCUCAUGUUCCUGUCAGAUCCUCCAGUGCUGUGAUUCCCAAAAUGCACCAGCUGCAGCAUUUAAAAGAACACCCUGUGCCCAGCAGCCCCAGGACUCCUAGACUGUAGAAUUAUGGAAUUGUUCGGGUUGGAAAAGCCCUCUGAGAUCAUGGAGUCCAGUUGUUCCCUCAAGGCUGCCAAGGCCAUCACUGACCAUGUCCCCAAGAGCCACAUCCAUGUGGCUUUUAAAUGCCUCCAGGGAGGGGGACUCCACUGCUGCCCUGAGAGCUGUGCCAGGGCUGGACAGCCCUUUCCAUGGAGAAAUUUUCCCUAAAACCCAACUUAAAGCUCCCCUGGCACAGCCUGAGGCCAUUUCCUCUUGCCCUGUCACUUGUUCCCUGAGAGCAGAGCCCGAUCCUCGCCUGGCUCUCCCCUCCUGUCAGGGAGAUGUGGGGAAGGAGAAGAUCCCCCCGGGCCUCCUUUUCUCCAGAUGUGCCAGUCCCUUCACAGCAUGAGGCUUCAGGCUAACUGCCUGCAGCACAGAAAGCUGAAUGAAACUGCUUUUCCAAGGAAAAACUGGUACAAAAGUGCCUGGAGCAGGCUGUGUUGGUGCCUGCCCCAUUUCCUAAGGUGCCUCUGCUUCAGGCAGCGGUGUGAGCUGGGUGACAACUCCGGCACUAAGUCAGUGAUGUCAUUUUUCCAUAGUGGCUCCAAGGAGUGGUUUUCCAAGCAUCCCUGAAGCUGACUGUUCCCAGCAGCACCCAUUUCCCCCUUCUUAACCUGAGGAACAGGAAACUGUCACUCCAACACAACCAGUUUAAAUUGAGCACCUUCCUGCGGGAGGGUGAUUUAGGGAAUUGUCCUGCCUUGCAGCACCAGGACACACACACUGGGAAUUGGGGUUUCUUUCCCCUGGGGGCUUUGGGAUUCUAUCACAAACUUCUCUCCCUGGAAUUUGUCACUUGGACAGUGAAUUAGUUAUCCAGAGGCAAAACCCUCUGGUCUUGACAACUUUUGGGGAGCUCUUCAGUCUUUGAUAAUUAACUUAUUUAAUACCCCGAAGCUUUUAUUGGCUGGUUAUUAAACUGAUAGAUUUUGAGAUGCCUUGUAUUCCAGGCCAUUCUUCCUUCCUGCUUUGUGCUGUAGCAGGUCCAAUUCUCCCUGUGUUAUCCUUCUGGAAGGGCCCCACCACCAAAACACAGGGCAGUGACUGUCUCUCCUUUUUAAUUUCAGGCUCUUGUCACUGGCUCUCGUGGAAUAGAGGUCCCAGCUCUUUCCCUGCCCUUUCCCACGUUGGCUUUGGCUCCGGGCAGGGUGUCCAGCCGGGUGCUGGCACUGCUGGGGUGGUGGUGGGACAAAGACUGACCUGUCCUUCCUUCUCCUGCAGCCCCAAGCGUGGAAGCAGCUGAUCAGAGCUCAGACAAAGAGGCAGAAUCUGAGGAGCCCCAGGAAAAAGCAAAAUCCCAAGGGGCUCCAAAAAUGGAAGAGGAGGAGCAGGACCUAAAGUUUCAGAUCGGAGAGCUGGCAAAUACUCUGACUAGUAAAUUGGAGUUCCUGGGCAUCAACAGACAAUCUAUCUCCAACUUCCACAUGUUGCUGUUGCAGACAGAGACCCGCAUUGCAGACUGGCGAGAAGGUGCUCUCAAUGGAAACUACCUCAAACGCAAACUCCAAGACGCAGCCGAACAGCUUAAACAAUACGAAAUAAACGCCACCCCUAAAGGCUGGUCCUGCCACUGGGACAGGGAGCAUAGACGCUAUUUCUAUGUUAACGAACGCUCGGGAGAGUCGCAAUGGGAGUUCCCCGACGGGGAGGACGAAGAGGAGGGACAGCGAAGUGCCGACAGAAAACCCGACGGUCCUCCUAAGCCCCCUCCCAAAGACAAAGGAGAGCGCGCCGAGGAGCCCGACGAGCGGCCCCGCAGUACGGCCAUAGCGGGACUGCCGCACGUUGUUGGGGGGUCCUGGCCCCAAAGGGGGGUGUGUUGGGGCAGAGCAGUUGCCAAUGGUGGUGCCUGCACCGUCCCAGCUGUCCCAGUGUCCUGA
Messenger RNA from Manacus vitellinus (golden-collared manakin), 2444 nucleotides. It is a transcript of the gene FNBP4, whose product is annotated as formin binding protein 4. Lineage: Eukaryota; Metazoa; Chordata; Aves; Passeriformes; Pipridae. Gene Ontology annotation, molecular function: protein binding. The transcript is spliced from 4 exons. The coding region runs from base 1878 to 2444 and encodes 188 amino acids. The record is from RefSeq and is a predicted model, not a curated record.